AUCUGAUAUUCUGCCGAGUGCCGAAUACCUACCGAAAUUUACAAAUUACAAUUUAAUUUAAUUUCUCUAUAUUAACGUAUUGUAAAUCAAUUAAAUGAUAAUUUAUGAAAUCUAUAACAUAUUUAUGUGACGCAUGUUGACGAUCUUGAAAAUUCUGAAGUUUACACAAGAAUAAACAUACAUAUUUAAAAUUUUCUUCAGCUAUUAUAAUAUAUGGACGAUCAAAAUAUACAAAAUGAUACUAGUUCAUCAGCAUACAUUGUCCCUUUCAGAAGCCCCGCGUUUAGUAAAGAAGAAGUUAGAGUUUUGGUUAAUUUAGUAGCAAAAUAUAAACAUAUAAUUUUAAACAAGUGCACAAACUCUACAACCAAUCAUGCAAAGGAGGCUGCUUGGGUAAAGAUAACAAAAGAAAUAAACAAACAGGGCUUCAAAUAUUCAAGAAGUGUGGAUAGUUUAAAAACAAAAUGGGAAAAUCUUAAGAAGGAAGCUAGAAAAACUUCAAAAAAUUUAAUUAAUCUAAACAGGACCGAAAAUGAUGUUCUUUGCCAAAUAGUAUCAAUGAUCAAUGACUCUGAAAAAAAUACAAAUGAAAUACCUCAGGAUUGGCUAGAAGAAAUAAAUGAUUUACACGAAGGUGAUGAAAAUAACUCUUCUAAGCUCUGGGAUGACAGUAAUGACAAACAAUCAGAUGAAUCAAGUGAUGGAGCUGAAGAUGAUAAGUUAAUGUUGAAUAGAUCACUAAACUUUGCGCCACAAGAAUGCAGUCUGUUGUUAAAAUGUAUAAAAGAUGAAAAGAAAAGCAUCUUCUGCAAAGAAAGCUCAGGCAGAGCCUAUAAGAUGAAAAAUAAUGCAUGGGCCAGGAUAACAUAUACGUUUAAUAAACAGAGUCCGCAAAAAAGGACUACAAAAGUAUUGCGAACUAAGUUCAACAACAUGAAAAGGAUGGCAAAAAAAGUUCGAUAUAAAGACUUUAAUAUUAAAAAUCAAAUCGAGAAGCUAUUAGACGAUAGAAAUGAGGAAAUAAAGACUGAGCCACACUUUGAGUAUAAAAACGAUCUAGACUCAGAUAAUGACGAUGAGAAUGAAAAUGAUGACGACGAUUCCCACGACAUACACGGCAUUUCUAAUGAGCACUGUGAAGAAAUGUCAGAUCCACUCGGUACGGUUCUUAAAGGAGACUCGGGAAUAGAUUCCAUAUGUCAUUUCGGUUCCGGCAAACAAUUUGAAAACAAGGAAGUGGUUAAAUUAAAACUAGAACUCCUUAAAUACCAAUUGGAAACUGCAAAACUAGAGAGACAGAGGGUCGUAGAGGCGGCGCAGGCGGAGGCCGGCGAGCGCCAGGCGCGCGCCAUCGAGACGUCGCUGCGCCUGCGCGCCGCGCGCCUGGCGCUCGUGUCGGCCGAGCAGCAGCUGUCCCCCUCGCACCCCGCGCUGCACUACGGCGAGCGGGAGACGCGCGCGCAACAGUACAUGCGCUAUCCGCACACUUGAGAAUAUUAAAAUUUGAAUGAUUCAGUA
Vanessa tameamea is the source of this 1518-nucleotide messenger RNA. RefSeq lists its product as uncharacterized. Gene Ontology annotation, cellular component: nucleus. The record is from RefSeq and is a predicted model, not a curated record. Bases 214 to 1491 code for a protein of 425 amino acids. NCBI's taxonomy places the organism in Eukaryota, Metazoa, Arthropoda, Insecta, Lepidoptera, Nymphalidae. The transcript is spliced from 9 exons.